AUGAUCAGAUGGGCUGCUGGAGGGAGUAAGGCUGCCUCUGCCUCGUCCUGCUCCAGGGCUGGGUUAGGGGCUCACGCUGGGACCAGACUGAGGUCCCCAUCCACACUGCUUUCCUCCCUGUCUUUGCCUCUCCUGGUUGCCCUGGUGUUUUUUUCCUUCUCCCUACCGGGGGCAGCUUGCCAUCAGCCCCGCAGAGACAGACUAAGGCUCGCCAACCCUCGAACUCUCAGGGUCCCACUGAACAUUUCUGAGACUGAGGUCGUGUCUAGGCCCAGGGCCACUGGGGGCCCCCUGGGUCGGACUGGGGGGCCACAAGGCAGGCAUGUGCGCAGCUACAAUCAUCUCACAGGGGACAUGCGGAGGAGGAAGCUGUUCUCUUUCCAGAAGUUUUUCCUGAGGAUCGAUAGGGACGGAAAGGUCAAUGGAACCAAGAGCAAGGAUGACCCCCUCAGCAUUCUGGAAAUCACAUCGGUGGACGUGGGAGUGGUGGCCAUCAAAGGGCUGAACAGCAACUACUAUCUGGCUAUCAGCAGGAAGGGAGAGCUGUACGGAGCGAGAGAGUUCGGUGUUGACUGCACCCUGAAGGAGCGCAUUGAGGAGAACGGCUACAACACGUACGCAUCAGCUGAGUGGAGGAACAAGAAGCGGCAGAUGUUUGUGGGUCUGAAUGUCCACGGGAAGCCGCUGAGAGGGAAGAAAACCCGCAGGAAGAACACGGCCACCCACUUCCUUCCAAUUAUGGUGUGAACUGGAGGGAUCAACAGGGGGAGGAGGAUAAGCAGCACUGGACAGAGAGGUUUUCAAUAAUAAAAAAGCUGUAAAAUAAAGACAUUCACUGAGAAAUCUCAUAUUGGAAACAAGGCACUAACACUGUUACACAAAAAAAUAUGGUAUCUGCUCCUGACUUUUACUGAGAUCACGUACUUUAUUUAGUGGGAAAGGAUGAUAUCUGUGUUUUCUGUGGCACCGGAUGCAAUAUUUAUCCUUCUUUUCUGUGCCAAACUGUUGCAACUGGAGUAUGUGUGUAAUGCAGACAACACAGCUAAUACUGCGGUAGAUGCAGAAGAUGUUAUUUAUAAUCCACAUUUUACAGUGAAAACCCAGAUAAUCCGCAAGAUAAAAGGAGAGAUGAGACUAGACAAGAUGAGGGACAUGAUUGGUCAGUUCAUCACCACAGCAUGAAUAAUAGAGGAUGCAACACAUUUAAAGCAAAUGUUUGAUACUUAACCACUGUGUUUUGACUGUAAUGUAAUGAUUUAUUUAUUUUUGUGAAAUAUUUAACUGGAGGGGAAUACUUACAAGGCAAGCAUUCCUUUGCAUUCUUUAC
Trematomus bernacchii (emerald rockcod) is the source of this 1327-nucleotide messenger RNA. It is a transcript of the gene fgf10b, whose product is annotated as fibroblast growth factor 10b. Bases 1 to 747 code for a protein of 248 amino acids. Lineage: Eukaryota; Metazoa; Chordata; Actinopteri; Perciformes; Nototheniidae. Gene Ontology annotation, molecular function: growth factor activity; type 2 fibroblast growth factor receptor binding; chemoattractant activity. Gene Ontology annotation, biological process: positive regulation of canonical Wnt signaling pathway; positive regulation of protein phosphorylation; positive regulation of epithelial cell proliferation. Gene Ontology annotation, cellular component: cytoplasm. The transcript is spliced from 3 exons. The record is from RefSeq and is a predicted model, not a curated record.